Molecule: messenger RNA, 4495 nt
Organism: Gaeumannomyces tritici R3-111a-1
Lineage: Eukaryota; Fungi; Ascomycota; Sordariomycetes; Magnaporthales; Magnaporthaceae
Product: cell wall biogenesis protein phosphatase Ssd1
Exons: 4
Coding region: 72-4091 (1339 amino acids)
Biological process (GO): mRNA catabolic process
Cellular component (GO): exosome (RNase complex); P-body
Molecular function (GO): RNA binding; 3'-5'-RNA exonuclease activity
Source: RefSeq, a predicted model, not a curated record
AAAAAAAAAAAAAACCACGGUUAAGCACUCGACGUGCACUGCCAGGUGCUGCUCAGAAUUGAUCCGCCAUCAUGGAGCAGCAACAGCAGAAUCAACCUCCCACCGGGGGUGUUCCUGGCCCGACUGGCCGCCGGCUGCACAUUGCUCAUCGCCGUAGCCCAUCGGAGCUGACGCCGUUGAUGAGCAUGUUCGCCAAUCCCAACAUGGAGCAGCUUGCCAUCCAGCAGCAGAUCGAGCUGUUGCAACAGCAGCAGCAGGCUCUUCAAGCCUCACACCAACAAUAUGUUAACCUGGGCAUGAUCCAGCCGGGACAGGCCAUGCCUGGCGGUGCUUUCAAUCCUUUGCAAUCCGCCAUGGCCCCGCAGGCCGGAUUUCAGUUCCCUGGUCAGCUUCAACAGCAACAAGUUGCCAUGCAGCAAGCGGCGGCUCCGGCACAUCGUCGCAACCAGUCUGCCAUUCCCAACAUGGGCAUGGGCGGCCCUCCGCCAGCUCCGUCCUCUGGUACAGCCGGAACUGGGUUCAACUUUGAGACCACCUCGGGGCAGGGCCGCGAGAACAACGCCGGUGGCGGCGGUCGUGGUGGCCGCGGUGGCGGCGGCUCUGGCGGUGGCCAUCAACGGAGGCACUCGCUGGCCCUUGCAGACGCCAAGAAGGCGGCGGAGCUCGCCCAACAGAAACGCACCACCUCGGGGUUCCAGUUUCCCGGUCCAAACGCUUCGGGUUCGUCCGAGACCCAGGACGAGGAGGCCAAGCCUGCUGCGCAGCCUGCGGCUGAAAACCAGGCGCCCCAAGGUCAGGCCGCCCGGGGUGGCCGCGGCGGUGCCCAUGGUAGAAGCCAAAGCAUGGCUGUUGGGCGUGGCGGUGGUCGCGGUGGCGCCUCCGGGGAGGGUGGCCGUGGUGGACACGUCCGUUCAUCCUCGCGCAACUUUGACGGCAACUGGCGUAAUAACCAGAACGGCCAAGGAGAUCAGCAACAGGCGCAGCAGCAGGGCUUCCAGCCAGGCCAUCGCUCUCGCGGCUCGGUUAGCCAGGGCUCCAUUGGAUCUUUCCAGUACACCGGGCAGCCCCAGCUUGUCCAGAUGCCCAACCAGAUGCUUAUGGCUGGCAUGUACGCUGGUCAGCAGCAGCUUACCCCGCUGCAGAUCCAGCAGCUUCAGGCGCUCCAGGCUGCGCAGAUGAACGGCCAGCACAUGGUUGGGCUGCAGGGCAGCCAGCACGCCCAUCAGAUGGGCCAGCAACCGCAGCAGCAGCAGCGCAAGACGCUGUUCACGCCUUACCUUCCCCAGGCCACCCUGCCGGCUCUUCUCGGAGAUGGACAACUUGUGUCUGGAAUUCUCCGUGUCAACAAGAAGAACCGCAGUGACGCCUAUGUCUCGACCCAGGAUGGUCUUUUGGACGCUGAUAUCUUCAUCUGCGGCAGCAAGGACCGCAACCGCGCUCUGGAAGGCGAUCUGGUGGCCGUCGAGCUUCUUGAUGUCGAUGAGGUGUGGGGUCAGAAGCGAGAGAAGGAGGAGAAGAAGAAGCGCAAGGACAUCACUGAUACCCGCUCUGGCUCGACUAACAACGGGAGCCAGAGCAACGCAAACGGCGAGGACGGCACCCCUAGUGAGGGUGGUAUCCGCCGCCGCGGCAGUCUGCGGCAGCGACCUACCCAGAAGAAGAACGAUGAUGUCGAGGUUGAGGGUCAAAGUCUCCUGCUCGUCGAGGAGGAGGAGAUCAGCGACGAGGCCAAACCGCUCUACGCUGGCCACAUCGUGGCCGUCAUUGAGCGUGUUGCUGGCCAGAUGUUCUCGGGCACCCUCGGCUUGCUGCGUCCUAGCAGCCAGGCCACCAAGGAGAAGCAGGAGGCCGAGCGCGCUGCCCGGGAUGGCGGUCGGCACCAGGACAGCCGGCACCAGGAGAAGCCCAAGAUUGUCUGGUUCAAGCCUACCGACAAGCGCGUUCCCCUCAUUGCCAUCCCAACCGAGCAAGCCCCGCGAGACUUCGUUGAGAAGCACCAAGACUACGCGGACCGCAUCUUCGUGGCUUGCAUCAAGCGCUGGCCCAUCACCUCCCUGCACCCCUUCGGUACCCUUGUUGAGCAGCUGGGCAAGAUGGGCGACUUGAAGGUCGAGACAGACGCGCUUCUUCGCGACAACAACUUUGCGUCCGAUGAGUUCUCUGACGCUGUGCUGCGCAGCGUUGGCCUUCAGGACUGGUCCAUCGCCAAGGAGGAUGAGGCCGCCAUCGCCGAGAGGAGGGACUACCGGGAUGAGAAGACCUUCACUCUCGACCUGGACGGUUCGACCGAGCUUGGCAAUGCGGUUCACGUCAAGACCAAGCCGGACGGCAAGAUUGAGAUCGGUGUCCACGUGGCUGACGUGGCGCACUUCAUCAAGCCCAACUCCCUCGUCGACCGCGAGGCCAAGAAGCGCGGCACCGCGGUGCAUCUGGUCAACAGAUCCUGCGCUCUUCUGCCCCCUAAGUUGGCAAAGGAGGUCUGCUCGCUUACCCCUGGCGACGAGCGCCUGACCGUCAGUAUCGUUUUCCAAGUCAACCCGCACAACGGCGCCGUUGCCGAGGGCGACACCUGGAUCGGAAAGAGUGUUGUGAAGCCUGCGGGCAAGCUCAACCUCGAGCAGAUCAACGCCGCCCUCGCGGAGUCUGGCUACAGCCAUGACUCGGUCCCUCAGAAUGACGUCCAGAUCCUGAACGCUGUUGCCCAAAAAUUCCGCGAGGCUCGUCUCGGUGCAGGUGGAGAGGUUAUCUCCCCUCUCCGUCUAUUCAAGCAACUCGAUGACGAGAACAUUCCCCUGGAGCACAAUAUCUUCGAUUCUACCACGGCGACGGAGGUUGUUGAGGAGCUCAUGCACAAGACCAACGCGGCUAUUGCCCAACGUCUCGCCGAGGCUCUGCCCGAAAAGGCACUUCUUCGGAGACAAGGCGCGCCGAACCCUCGCCGUCUCCAGACGAUUGGUGAGCGCCUGACGGCGCUUGGUUACGAGAUCGACACCUCGAGCAGCGGCGCACUCCAGAACAGUCUGUUCAAGGUAGAGGAUGAGGAUAUCCGCAAGGGUAUGGAGACGCUUCUGUUGAAGUCCAUGCAGAGGGCCAAGUACUUCAUCGCCGGCAAGACCGCCAAGCAGCUUUGGCCGCACUACGCGCUGAACCUGCCGCUUUACACUCACUUUACCAGCCCGACGCGGCGGUAUGCCGACGUCAUGGUUCACCGCCAGCUCGACUCGGUCCUCUCGGACGGCAAGACUGAGUACACCGAGGAUCUCGAGAACCUCGUCAAGACUGUCGAGUCCUGUAACACCAAGAAGGAGUCGGCACAGAACGCCCAGGAGCAGAGCAUCCACAUCGAGUCCUGCCGCGGUAUGGACAAGACGAGGCAGGAUGCGCACGGCGACCUCAUCAGCGAAGGCAUCGUCAUCUGCGUGUACGAGUCCGCGUUCGACGUUCUCAUUCCCGAGUGGGGCUUCGAGAAACGUGUGCACUGCGACCAGCUCCCCCUGAAGAAGGCCGAAUUCCGCAAGGAGAAGCGUGUGCUGGAGCUGUACUGGGAGAAGGGCGUCCCCAGCUCGGCCUACGUGCCCGAGGAUGAGCGCCCCAAGGCGGCAGCAUCGCAGAGGGUUAGCAACGCGAUUGCCGCGGCACGCCAGGCUGAGGAGGCCGAGCGCGCCAAGAAGGAGCGCGAGGAGGCCACCCGCAAGCAGACGGAGACUGACACCAUACCCACCGAUGAUGUGGAUGCCCUGUUUGACGACGAUGACGAUAACGCCUCGGACAUCACCGAGGCCAUGGCUGGUGCCUCUCUGGCUGAGCGGCCAACCCAGAGCGUCCCGGGUUCGCCGGCUAGGACCUCGUCGUCGGCCAUGGGUACCCUCCACCGGACUAAGUCGGAGUCCAAGGUGCCGGUUUCUGACCCUCCCGAGUCGCGCCUGUCCAACAAGGAGAAGUACCUGAAGCUGUUCAAGCUGCGGGAGGAGGGCGGCGAGUACAUUCAAGAUGUGACGGAGAUGACGAGGGUCCCCGUGAUCCUUAAGACGGAUCUCAGCAAGAGCCCACCAUGCCUGACUAUCCGGUCUCUGAACCCCUACGCCCUGUGAGGUGUCGGAGGUUACCUAGAAGCCUGUCAUGUCGAGCGUGGCGGGCUUUGCUAUCGAUGGGAUUGCUUGCUCGCACCCGUGGUGCAAAUGGAAUAGGCGUUAUACACAUGGAAUGAGCAGAAAUGGGCUAUGGGGUUAGGUAAAUGGAAAGCCCUCUGGCGACUCGGGAAACGAACUCCGCCGUGGGGGAAAAGGAGUUGGAAGGUCCGAAGUUGUAACAAGAUGGUCAGUGUGAUGACAGACGGUUCCUGAGAAUGUUGUCGUAGGCUUUAAACGUUGGUGGUUAUCGUCGGCCUCGAGGUAUUCUUUUAGUCUCACGGUUUGAUAUGCCCGCACAUUCAGUGCGUCGAGGGCAGCCAUAGUAUUAGAGCAAGACAAUAGCAAAUGAUGAGCUUUAGAGAGAA